Messenger RNA from Epinephelus moara (kelp grouper), 1029 nucleotides. It is a transcript of the gene hint2, whose product is annotated as histidine triad nucleotide binding protein 2. The record is from RefSeq and is a predicted model, not a curated record. Bases 173 to 805 code for a protein of 210 amino acids. Gene Ontology annotation, cellular component: cytoplasm; mitochondrion. Gene Ontology annotation, molecular function: hydrolase activity. Lineage: Eukaryota; Metazoa; Chordata; Actinopteri; Perciformes; Serranidae. The transcript is spliced from 5 exons.
AAUGAGGUACCUGAAGGCAACACCAACGUACAGUACAGAGUUUUCGUCUGUGAGCAAUAUUUCUGGAGUAUGUAGUGUCGUGUCAGAAAAUUAAGAUAAAUCCCGAAAUAUUGACGGGGCGUAUAACUAUACUUUCAAUAUUAAUAUAACAAUAAUAGCUAGUUAGCUAGCUAUGUAUUUCCGUCAAAUUUUGCGGACUCAGUUCGUCUGGACCCGGACGGCUCACCUCAGCCGUUUGCACCGUGUUUGUCAAGCCGAGGUAGCUGCUCUAAAAAUAACCCGUCUGAUUCUCAUAUACUUUUUCUUUUCGUUAACUUCUGCUGAGCAUUUUGACAACAACUGUCCAACCAGGCCUGGUGGUGGCUGUGGGAAACCUGCAGUGCGCCACCACCAAGAGAGACCACUGUGCACCAAAAGUGACGAGGUGGGACUGGCAGAGGAAGCCAGCAAGAAAUAUGGCUCCCCAGCUCCAACCAUCUUCUCCAAAGUGAUUGACAAAAGCAUCCCUGCUGAUAUCAUCUAUGAGGAUGACAAGUGUUUGGCAUUCAGGGAUGUCAACCCACAGGCCCCUGUUCACUUCCUGGUUAUUCCAAGAGUCCCUAUUCCCAGAAUAAGUGAGGUCAAAGAUGAUGACGCUGAGCUCUUAGGACAUUUGUUGGUUGUUGCCAAGAAUGUGGCGAAGCAAGAAUCUCUAAAAGAAGGAUACAGAGUGGUGAUCAACGAUGGAAAACACGGUGCUCAGUCAGUUUACCACCUUCACAUCCACGUGCUGGGGGGAAGACAGAUGAAGUGGCCACCAGGAUAAUGGUUUCUUCUCCCUGUUAAUGUGUGCGUCAGUCUUUUCAGGCUACUUUUAUGUGUUUAAUCCCAACAGGCAUGACUUAAUUAUAUUAUGGGUGUAGUUCACAUUCUCGUCCCAUCAUUCUGUACAAAAACUCGCUUCACCACUCAAAAAAUAUGACAUGUAAAUAAUGUUGAUCUCGACAAAUGUAAAAAUUAAAUGUAAAAAUAAAGAUAUUACGUUUGAUA